This is a messenger RNA of Alnus glutinosa, 446 nucleotides long. RefSeq lists its product as uncharacterized. Lineage: Eukaryota; Viridiplantae; Streptophyta; Magnoliopsida; Fagales; Betulaceae. The coding region runs from base 47 to 433 and encodes 128 amino acids. The record is from RefSeq and is a predicted model, not a curated record. The transcript is spliced from 2 exons.
UCUAUAUUCUGAAGAAACAACUAUAUGUACUUAUAUAUAUAUAUAUAUGGCUUCUUGCCUACCAUAUUCUUUCUGUGUUUCAUCAAUAAAACCACCUCUGAAGCGCUAUAUUCAUCAAGGCGUGCAAUUAGUAAGAGCUCAGAGCUUCAGUGAUGAAGGAAGAUCAAGUAAUAUUGUAGAUGCAAAUUUGAGUGUUCUUAGAGAGAAAAUACAAGUGGUUAAGAUGAAGGAGAGGCUCCAGAGGCGUUGUUGUAAAGGCGAAACUGGAUGGAAUUAUGUAUCUGGGUAUGAUUAUAAACACAAAAGAGAUAGAGAGAUUUCACACUUGUUUGAGCUUCUACGUGUGGUUUGUACCACUCUUGGUUUCACCUCUCUUGCUUGUACUCUCUGUCUUUGCCUUGUAUCCUUCUUUCUUCAUUCCAUUCAAUUAUGAUCGAUCAGUUCUA